Molecule: messenger RNA, 1059 nt
Organism: Capsicum annuum
Lineage: Eukaryota; Viridiplantae; Streptophyta; Magnoliopsida; Solanales; Solanaceae
Product: receptor-like protein Cf-9
Exons: 1
Coding region: 1-1059 (352 amino acids)
Source: RefSeq, a predicted model, not a curated record
AUGGACUUAACCCCACUUGGGAAGACGAGAAUAGGUGGGAAGAAGAGAAGUCUUCGCGCCGCCUUCGCCCGAAGGACACAACGACAAGUUUCCUUAAUGGUUUUUGUCAAAUGGAUACAGGGGACAAUGUGCAACUUAUUCUGUUGGAAUAUCUAUAUACACCAUUCUUUGUCCAUCUUGAUGACAAAUGAAAAUGAAGCGUUUGUUUUUACUUCAUUCCUGUUUUCUUUUAUCAACAUGUUUAGGGAAAGUCAUGAGUCAUUCUUUUCACAAUCCCAUCAUCAAUAUUUCUCAGAUGGACGCCUUGCCUUGCUACAAUUUAAGCAUCAAUUUAGUAGUACUGGAUCAUCAUAUGUAUCAACUUGUCGCGCUGCUUAUUCAAAGACUUCAUUAUGGAAUGAAAGUUCAUCAGAUUACUGUAUAUGGGACUGCGUUACAUGCCAUGACUCUACUGGUCAUGUGAUUGGUCUCGACCUUACUUGCAGCCAGCUUCAAGGCACAUUUAAUCAGAAUAGCAGCCUUUUUCAACUUCAUCAUCUUCGUGUGCUCAACCUUGCUUUCAAUAAUUUCUCAGGUUCCUUAAUCCCAGCUGAAAUUGAUUGGUUGAAAAACUUGGUGCAACGCAACCUUUCUUUCUCUUCUUUCUCCGGAAGAGUACCUUCCAAUAUUUCCUACCUUGUCAAUUUGGUUUCCCUCGACCUUUCUUCUAUGAGUCUUCAACUUGAUGAAAUGACAUUCACAAACGUCCUUGGUAACCUCACCAAACUAGAGGUACUAUCUCUGUCCUCUGUCAACAUCUCAUCUAAGAUGCCUUUGAAUGUGUCUUCUUCUUUGACAUAUCUAGAUGUUCAAGGGACUGAAUUACUCAACGAAUUUCCACUCAGCAGCUUCAGUUUCCCAAACUUGCAAACGCUAAGUUUAAGUAGCAAUCUGAAUCUCUAUUUGGAUUUGACUAAGUUUAAUUGGAGUAGUGUUAGUUCUAGUCUGUUGGAGUUGGAUCUGUCUUACACAAACACCACAGGAAAUUGCCAGAUUCUCUUGGAAAUGUCAAGUCUUUAA